This is a messenger RNA of Hyaloscypha bicolor E, 1737 nucleotides long. RefSeq names its product 4-coumarate-CoA ligase. The transcript has 3 exons. Bases 1 to 1737 code for a protein of 578 amino acids. The record is from RefSeq and is a predicted model, not a curated record. Gene Ontology annotation, molecular function: CoA-ligase activity. NCBI's taxonomy places the organism in Eukaryota, Fungi, Ascomycota, Leotiomycetes, Helotiales, Hyaloscyphaceae.
AUGGUUUUCACUCCUCCCGCAGCGUUGACGCCGAAGCUUCCAGAAAUCCCUGACCUCCCCCUCUGCGAUUUCAUAUUCGAUGAGCGUUAUGGCAGACAUCCGAUUGCAAAAUCACGGGACCCCUACGUUUGUGGUCUCACCGGCAAAUCAUUCAGUCUUACCGAACAAAAGGAUCGAGUUCAGUGUCUAGCAAGAGCACUGGCGCAGGAGAUGGGGUGGGAAGUCAACGGAGGAAGCGAGUCUGAUAAAGCGGUUUGUGUGUUUGCUCUCAACACUAUCGAUAUUAUGACCAUAAACUGGGCGAUUUUGAGACUGAAUGGCGUUUCCUCCCCGGCAAACGCAGUCUAUUCUGCAGAAGAGCUAAACUAUCAACUCACCAACAGCCACGCAAAAGCAAUUUUCACCGUCACGCCUCUCCUCCCUGUAGCUUUAGCAGCAGCCGCGAAAGCCGGUAUCCCCAGUACCAAGAUCUAUAUCUGCGAAAUGGCUGGACACGAACGAAUUCCCGAAGAGUUCAAAUCACUUACGCAACUGAUCCAAGCCGGUCAGAAACUACCAGAGUUGGAAGUAAUCCGGUGGAGUAGAGGUCAAGCCGCAAACCAAGCAGCAUUCCUAUGCUAUUCCAGCGGAACCUCCGGACUCCCCAAAGGCGUCAUCAUCUCACACCGAAAUGUCAUUGCAAACACCAUCCAAGUCUGCAUCUCCGAGCGAGAGCCUCGCCUGAAACUAGAUCCGAACUAUACGCAAGCCGUGCUCGCACUCUUACCCUUUUCUCACAUCUAUGGGCUGGUUAUCAUCGCCCAUUGCAGCACUUUUCGUGGAGACGCCGCGGUCGUGCUCCCAAAGUUUGACCUCCAGAAUUACCUCAAAAGCAUUUCCCGGUUUCGAAUCAACAGUCUUCUCGUGGUCCCUCCAAUCAUCAUAACAAUGGUGAAAAAUGAGAAGUUAAUGGGCACCUUCGAUCUCAGCAGUGUUCGUUACGUAUUCUCUGGCGCCGCUCCGCUGGGACAAGAGACGGCUCGAGAGCUGGCGAAACAGUAUCCAACGUGGACCAUCAGGCAAGGUUAUGGCUUGACUAAAACAUGUACUGCAAUCACCUCAAGCCAUCCUGAUGACAUAUGGUUUGGAAGUUCUGGAUGCGUUUUGGCUGGCGUUGAGGUGAAAGUCAUUGAUGCGGAAGGCAAUAAGGUGACUGGGUAUGAUCAACCCGGAGAGUUACUCGUGAAAAGUCCAAGUGUAGUCAUGGGCUAUUUGAAUAAUGACAAGGCGAAUAUCGAAACGUUUGUGAACUUGCCCGAAGGAAGAUUCAUGCGCACUGGCGACGAAGUUAUUAUCAGGAAGUCGCAGAAGGGGAAUGAACAUGUCUGGAUCUCGGAUCGGUUAAAGGAACUGAUCAAAGUUAAUGGUCUACAAGUUGCUCCUGCAGAGCUUGAGGCAUGUAUCCUUGAUCAUCCAGCAGUCGCCGACUGCGCUGUGAUCUCUAUUCCAGAUGAAAAAUCUGGGGAAGUCCCCAAAGCGUUCGUAGUCAAAUCAGUUUCUUCCAAGAACCAGAGUGAUAACACCACCCGAAAUGAUAUCUUGAAGCAUGUGGAGCAGCUAAAGUCAAAACAUAAAUGGCUGAGAGGCGGCGUUGAGUUCAUGGAGGCCAUCCCAAAGAGUCCCUCUGGGAAGAUCUUAAGGAGAGUCUUGAAAGAGCGGGAGAAGGCCGAGAGGAUGAAGAGUGGAGUCAAAUUGUGA